Messenger RNA from Enterobius vermicularis (human pinworm), 1503 nucleotides. Lineage: Eukaryota; Metazoa; Nematoda; Chromadorea; Rhabditida; Oxyuridae. The record is from the annotation of a GenBank genome assembly.
AUGCAAAUGGCUGGUGGUCAAGUCUCCGUAGACUUGAAACUUCGGAUUACGACUUAUGGAUCUCACAAUGGAAUGAUUAUUCAUUCUGGUGUUCAACAUAGCAAUCGUUCGGUGCCAUCUGUUUGGCCUUAUUCUAUAUAUCCGCAACAACCAACACUCCCACCAACAAUUCAGUAUCCAGUUACACCUUUACCAAUUCAGGAUGUGUCACAGCAAAUCGAAUCUGUUCCUGAUGAUCGCUCAGCCAGGAAAGAGCCAUCACCGCCAUCAAGCCCGGUCUUUUCUUUCGAUGACCCGCAAUCUCCUCCGGAUGAAUUUAUUGAGCCAACUAAUGUACAACUGAACAUUUUCCAUCAGGAUCAGCCGGGAUCUUCAUAUGCUCCUAAUUACAAUGUUGCCUAUUCGCAUCCUGACCAAAGCAUGGAUGAGACCUCCAAUAUCAACACAGAAAAGUACUCACCCAAUCAACCGUUUAGGUACAAACAUCCUGAUUCUUCAGAAACGACACAAGAGAGAACUGGUCAUGCAAAAAUGUGGCCACGUCAGCAAGUAACUGAACCACCAAAUGGACCAAUGUGCUCAAUACCAUAUUCCUCUGACACAACGCCUCCAUCUUACCGCAAGUCAACGGUGAAUAAUUACAGUCCGUCAUCGUUUGAGCACGAAACUUCUCAUGCUGAUAAAACUCGGCAUUCGACCGGCUUAUAUGAAAGCGAUCAAAGAACGCAAAGGUGGGACAGUGAGGUAAAGAAAUCUCCGCUACCAAACGAUUCUGGCUACCGUCAAAACAAUUAUCACAAUUAUGGCGACCGGAAGCAAUUGAAAGAGAAUUCUUAUCCAAGUAAUGAUGAUUCCAUUGAAAGCGAAGUAGGAAUGGAUUUAGUUAAGCUCGAUGACAAGGAACCCAAAACAUUACAUGAAGACUUAAGUUUCCCUGGAGUAUAUAGCGAAACGUUGAUUGAAACUGAAGAAUGGCAAAAAUGCAUGAAGAAAAUGCAAUCGUCUGCACAUCUCCCAACGUAUGAAGAAGUUGCAACCCAUACUGAAUCCUAUAUAAAGGUGCCUACAUAUGCCGAGUGUAGACCUGUUUACACAAGUAACGUAGGAUCCAGUUUACUUGGCGAUGAAACAUUGAAAAGGAAACCGUUGGAGGAAGAAACGAUAGACACAGUGCAGUCAAGUGAAAUAACUGCUGCUUUGACCGGAACUUAUCAUUUGGAGAAAAAAAAUUUGACCAUAAACGAAUUACCUGCCGACAACUCAGUGGCAGCUCGGGAAAGUUCUGUCCAAGGUACAAGUUCCGUUUCGGAGACUUCAAUAAGCUCCAGCACAAUCGAUCUAAAUGCUGUUCCUUCAAAACCAAUCCUCCAUUGUUAUCGGCGACCGACCCGAAAAGGUUUGCGGCCAAGGAAAAGUGUUCGUUUUCCUUUCACAGAACCAAAAGUGGUUCUGGAUGAGCAUAGACUUGUAAUCACCGAACUUGAACUAGGCGAUGAUAAAUGA